AUGGCCGCCGCCACCAAGCCCACGAUCGUCAUCGUCCCCGGCGCCUGGCAGCUCCCGAACGCCUGGGACGAGUUCCGGGCCGUACUCGCCCGCGCCAACCACCAGUCGUACCAUGUUGCCCUGCCCAGCGUGGGCGGCACCGAGCUCCCCCUAACCGGCCUUGCCGAGGACGUUGCCGCCGUCCAGCACGUCGUUGGCGGGCUGGCCGACCAUGGCGACGAGAUCAUCCUGCUCUGCCACUCGUCCGGUGGUGUCGUCGGCAGCAACGCCGUCCAGGGCUACGACCGUGCGACGCGCCAGGCUGCCGGCAAGGUCGGUGGCGUCGUCCGCGUCGUUUACCUGUCUGCCUUUAUGCUCCCGGUCGGCAAGAGCUUGAUGGACAUGUUGGGCGGCCAACCUCUGCCGUGGAUGAUUGUUGACAACGACCGCGUCACUGGCGACCCCGCGCAGAUGCCCGAGAUCGGCUUCAACGACCUACCGGCCGACGAGAAGGCGUACUGGGCCACGCAAGUGACCUGGACCUCGGCGGCCCUGUUCGCUUCCCCGUCCCAGUUCGCUCCCUGGAACAACGGGAUCCCGUGCUCCUACAUUUUCCAGACCAUCGACAACGCCCUCCCGCUCAACCUUCAGCAGUCCAUGGCCCAGCAGAUCCAGGCCGCGCCCAACCCGCUCGAGGCCAGCAUUGAUGCCGGUCACUGCGGCUUCCUCAGCAUGCCCGGGGCGCUUCUGGGUGCUCUGAAGGAUGUCAUUGGAGGAAACUAA
Molecule: messenger RNA, 762 nt
Organism: Dichotomopilus funicola
Lineage: Eukaryota; Fungi; Ascomycota; Sordariomycetes; Sordariales; Chaetomiaceae
Product: Alpha/beta hydrolase fold-1
Exons: 2
Coding region: 1-762 (253 amino acids)
Source: RefSeq, a predicted model, not a curated record